Molecule: messenger RNA, 4668 nt
Organism: Saccharomycodes ludwigii
Lineage: Eukaryota; Fungi; Ascomycota; Saccharomycetes; Saccharomycodales; Saccharomycodaceae
Gene: SNQ2
Product: ATP-binding cassette transporter SNQ2
Exons: 1
Coding region: 1-4668 (1555 amino acids)
Biological process (GO): transmembrane transport
Cellular component (GO): membrane
Molecular function (GO): ABC-type transporter activity; ATP hydrolysis activity; ATP binding
Source: RefSeq, a predicted model, not a curated record
AUGAUAACUGAUUACAACGACAAUAAUAAUAACGAUAACAAUACCACAUCAGAUGGUUUAAACAAUAAUGGUACUGCUUCAAAAACAACCGAUAUAAAUCAUCAACAUCACCAAGACGAGAGUAGCAUCCAUAGUCCAUCUAGUGACAGUACUGCAGAAAGUUUAGAAGAAUAUAAGAAUACCCACAAUGGCACUAACUAUGAUGAAAUGCGAAGUGUUUGUAUUCAAAGAACAGCUUCUUUUGUAUCUCACACCAAUUCAAAUAUUGACCUUUCCGAAAAACACAACCAAAAAAAAGAUAACUGUUCCAUAUUAAAAUCAAAUAUAUUACCAAAAGUGGAUACUUUAUCACGUGUAUUGUCUACGCACAAAAUGUCACAGUUGGGGGAUCCAAUUAAUUUAGCCAAAAAUGAUUUUGAUUUAUACUCAAUAAUGCAACAGUUUGUUUCAAAUUCUCAGGAAGAGGGCAUUUGGAUGAGACAUGCCAGUAUAGUCAGCGAGAACUUAACUGUAUUUGGCAAAGACUCGUCUUCCUCCAUAUUACCAACGCUAACCACCUUAAUUACCAUGCCAUUCAACAAAUCAGCUUUCAAGCAUAAAGCUCCACUACGUAAGAUUAUUAAAAACGUGAAUAUUCUAGUAGAGUCUGGUGAAAUGUGUUUGGUGCUAGGAAGACCUGGUGCUGGUUGUUCCACGCUUUUGAAAAGUUUAGCUGGCCAAUUGCAUGACUACCACCAUGUGGAGGGCGAUGUUUUGUAUAAUAACAUUUCGCAGAAGGAGAUGAUGAAACAUUACCAGGGUGAUGUCAUUUAUAAUCCGGAAAUGGAUGUCCAUUUCCCACACUUGACCGUUAAGCAAACUUUGGAUUUUGCUAUCAGGUGUAAGAUACCUGCAGUUAGAGUUACUCCUAUGAAAAAAGAUCAUGUGAGCAAGGAAGAUUAUUACGUUGCUUUAAGAGAAAUUUAUGCCAGAGUUUUUGGCUUAAGCCAUGUUUUAGAUACUAAAGUUGGUAAUGAUUUUGUUAGAGGUGUUUCUGGAGGUGAACGUAAGAGAGUUUCUAUUGCAGAAGCAUUGGCUGCAAGAGGCACUGUUUAUUGCUGGGACAAUGCCACAAGGGGAUUGGAUUCGUCCACUGCAUUGGAAUACGUCAAAAGCAUCCGUAUUUUAACCAAUUUGUUGAAGUCUACCAAUUUUGUUACCAUUUAUCAAGCCGGUGAGGCCAUUUAUGAACAUUUUGACAAGGUUACUAUUUUAUACGAUGGUAGACAGAUAUAUUUUGGCAGAAUUCAAGACGCGUGUGGCUAUUUUAAAAAAUUGGGUUACGUACGCCCCUCAAGACAAACUUCAGCAGAGUACCUAACUGCAUUAACCGAUCCAAAUGGUUACCAUGAAUUUGUUAAAGGGUUUGAUAAAAAUAGAAUUCCAAUUACUGCCCAAGAAUUUGAAAGCGCUUGGACAAAUUCAGCUGAGUAUAAGGAUUUAUUAAAAAAUAUUGCUGAAUACAAGUCUAAAGUUGACGCUGAAGAAACCAAAUCCUUAUACAAUAAAAGUAUAGCAGCUGAGAAAUCCAAAUAUAGUCCCAAAAGAUCCAAGUAUACCACUUCAUUUUUAAGACAAAUCCAGUUAUGUACAAUCCGUGCUUUCCAACGUAUUGCUGGUGAUAAAGCUUUUACUAUUACUAACGUUGUUGCAGCAAUUAUUCAGUCUUUAGUUCAAGGUUCGUUAUUUUACAUGUCUCCCUCUGAUACUUCGGGUGCAUUUUCUCGUGGGGGUGUUUUGUAUUUCGCUGUCUUGUAUAAUUCUUUGAUGGCUUUGGCCAACAUGAGUUUUGAUAAUAGGCCUAUCUUAAUGAAGCACAAAAUCUAUACGUUGUACCAUCCUGCUGCUGAAGCAUUUGCAUCAUAUUUCGCCGGUUUCCCAUUUAGAAUGAUAUCCUUAACUUGCUUUAUUAUUAUUUUAUAUUUUUUGAGUGGUUUGACUGUUGGCGCCAAUAGGUUCUUUUUGAUUUACCUAUUUUUAAGUUUGGUUGCUGAGUCAAUUAACGCACUAUUCGAAUGGGUUUGUUCAGUAAUGGAUACAUUACCACAGGCCAAUGCACUAGCUGGCUUAUUAAUGUUGUCCAUAUCCCUAUAUUCUACGUAUCCUCUUCAACCCCCCUCUAUGCACCCAUGGUUUAAGUGGAUAUCAUAUGCCUUGCCCAUCAGGUACGCAUUUGAAAGUAUGUUACUAGCUGAAUUCCAUAACAGAAAGAUGGAUUGUGGUGGCACCAUAGUACCAAGUGGCGGUUCUUAUGCGGAUGUUGAUAGCCAAUAUAAAGUGUGUGCCUUUACUGGUUCCAAAAAGGGACAAUCUUGGGUAUUAGGUGAUGACUAUUUAAAGCAACAGUACACAUACAGUUAUUCCCAUGAAUGGAGGAAUUUUGGUAUUGUUAUCGGCUUUCUAUGUUUUUAUUUGUUUAUGAAAUGUUUGUUUACUGAAUUUAAAACUCCCGUCAAGGGCUCUGGUGAUGCUUUGGUUUUUAAGAAUCUGAAAGCAAUUAAGCAUAGAAACAUUUCAAAUAAAAAUGACGAGGAAAAUUAUGUAGACGACGCUGUUACCGUUAGUGACUCCAAAAAUCAAAUUUAUUCAAGUUCCUCCACUACAUCGGACAAUCAUGACGAAGAUGAUGAUAUUUUUGCUGGAUUGAGAAGUGAAGGGAUGUUUAUUUGGAGAAAUGUUUGUUUCACCAUUCCAUACAAGGGAACAGAAAGAAAGUUGUUGGACGCUGUUUCGGGUUAUUGUAAACCGGGCACCUUGACUGCUUUAAUGGGCGAAUCUGGUGCUGGUAAAACCACCUUAUUGAACACCUUGGCGCAGAGAAAUGUUGGUACAAUUACCGGAGAUAUGCUUGUUAACGGUAAACCAAUUGAUGAUAGUUUUGAAAGGAAAACUGGAUACGUCCAGCAACAGGAUAUUCAUAUUGGUGAAAUGACUGUUCGUGAGUCUUUGCAAUUUUCUGCUAGAUUAAGAAGACCAGAAAGCGUUCCAGAUUCUGAGAAAUUGGCCUAUGCAGAAAAAAUCAUCAAAGUUUUAGAUAUGACUGAAUAUGCUGAGGCCAUUGUUGGUGUUGCUGGCUUUGGCUUAAAUGUUGAACAAAGAAAAAAAUUGUCUAUCGGUGUUGAAUUGGUAGCUAAGCCAUCUCUAUUAUUAUUUUUAGACGAACCUACAUCUGGUUUGGAUUCGCAAUCCUCCUGGGCUAUUGUCCAAUUAUUAAAGAAACUAGCUGCUGCUGGCCAAUCUAUUUUGUGUACCAUUCAUCAACCUAGUGCUACCUUGUUUGAACAGUUUGAUAGAUUAUUACUUUUAAAAAAGGGUGGCCAAACAGUGUAUUUUGGUGAUAUCGGUGCAAACUCUGAAACUGUGUUGGAAUAUUUUGAGAGCAAUGGGGCCAGAAAGUGCGAAAAAUCUGAGAAUCCGGCAGAGUAUGUUUUAGAGGCCAUUGGUGCUGGUGCCACCGCUACUGCUGAUAGAGACUGGCAUGAAACUUGGCUGAACUCACCCAACUGCGCUAGAACAAAACAGGAGAUUGAUCAAUUAAUUAACGAGUUAUUUGAUGAACAAGAGGAAGAAUCGCACGAAAAACCAAGAAAGUAUGCCACUUCUUAUUUGUAUCAAUUUCGGUAUGUUUACAUCAGGUCUGCUACAACUUUGUGGAGAAAUUUGUCGUACAUUAUGUCUAAGCUAAUGUUAAUGACCAUUGGUGGUCUAUACAUUGGGUUUACCUUUUUCCACACAGGCUCAAGCUAUGUCGGUUUGCAAAACUCCAUGUUUGCUGCUUUUAUGUCCAUUAUUAUUAGUGCGCCAUUAAUGAAUCAAAUACAAGCACGUGCUAUUAGUUCCAGAAAUUUGUAUGAAGCUAGGGAAUCUAAGAGCAACAUGUUUCAUUGGAGUUUGAUGAUUUAUACUCAAUAUUUAUCGGAGCUACCUUACCAUCUAGUUUUUUCCACCAUUUUUUUUGUUUCCUUUUAUUUUCCAUUGAAAGAUGAAUUCAAAGCCUCUAUAUCCGGGGUAUAUUAUUUGAAUUAUUCGAUUGUUUUCCAAUUAUAUUUUGUUGGUUUGGGUUUGUGUGUUUUGUACAUGUCACCUAAUUUGCCAUCAGCCAAUGUUAUCAUGGGGUUGAUUUUGUCUUUGUUAAUUUCCUUCUGUGGUGUGACACAACCCAAAUCAUUGAUGCCUGGUUUCUGGACUUUUAUGUGGAAAGUUUCUCCUUAUACUUAUUUUGUUCAGAAUUUUGUUGGCCUAUUGUUACACAAUAAAAAAGUUGUUUGUAAGGAGAAGGAGCUAUCAUUUUUCAACCCUCCUCCAGGACAAACAUGCGGCCAGUAUAUGGCUGAUUUUUUCCAGGCUGGAAACACUGGUUAUAUAGUUGAUUCAAAUGCUACUACCAAUUGUGGUUAUUGUAGAUAUACUGUUGGUGAUCAAUACUUGCAUGGAAUAAGUUCUUCAUAUGGCUAUAUUUGGAGAAACUUUGGGUUUUUCUGGGUUUACAUUGGUUUUAACUUAAUAGCAAUGGCGUUUCUGUAUUAUUGGUUACAUGUUAGACAUAUCAAUGUUUUAGGUUAUCCAAUCGGCUUGAUUAAGAAGUUGGUUUCUAAAUUUAAGAAAAACAAGAAUGAUGAUGGUGAUUGA